Messenger RNA from Amaranthus tricolor (Joseph's coat), 3787 nucleotides. Its product is annotated as probable LRR receptor-like serine/threonine-protein kinase RFK1. NCBI's taxonomy places the organism in Eukaryota, Viridiplantae, Streptophyta, Magnoliopsida, Caryophyllales, Amaranthaceae. The record is from RefSeq and is a predicted model, not a curated record. The coding region runs from base 391 to 3303 and encodes 970 amino acids. Gene Ontology annotation, biological process: protein phosphorylation. The transcript is spliced from 24 exons. Gene Ontology annotation, molecular function: protein binding; protein kinase activity; ATP binding.
GAAAAGUGUCACUUAAGGCACAAGGCUUCUGUACAUCAUAAGUGACGAAAAUGGCUGUAAAUCACAGUGCUAUACAAUGAAUGGGAUUAGCCAUAGUCAACUUAAUGACCCACUUGCAAGCUACAUUCUUUAAUCCACAAUUUUUUAUUUUUGUCAAACUUUUGUCCAAUUUCUUUUCCUGUUUGAAUUAGUAAACUUAAAUUGUUUAAUACCAUAUCUUUCUUUAUCCAUAAUCUAACCAUCUUUUUCAAAGUUCAGUAGCAAAAUCACUGUAGCAACUCGCAAAUUGGGGUUGCUUGAUCAAGGACAAUGAAUCAUAGAGUUCAUUCCUGUUGAAUAAGCAUAACUUUUACUUUGUAAAUCAUAAUUUAUGGUAACAGUUUUUCAUAAAUGAUGACAAGCCCUUUUUCUCUGUUGAUGGUUUUAUUGGGUUUUCUUCUGUCUCCAAUACAGUCCAAAUUAGUUGAAGAUGAAGUGAUCGUUCUUCACGAAAUAUUGCAAACAAUGGGUGCCACGAACUGGAAUUUCGAUAGUGCUUCUUGUCCAAUUCAAUUGGUUGGCGGAACACCACAAUUACCACUAAAUGCUGAAAGCAAAAUAGAGUGUGAUUGUCAGCAUGAGAACAACACUUGCCAUGCUGUAAAAAUAGUUCUCAAGGGUUACAGUCUACCUGGGAUUCUUCCACGUGAACUGGCGAAGCUUUCUUAUCUCCAAGAAGUUGAUUUGGCGUACAACUAUCUAUCUGGCGGAAUUCCUGUGGAGUGGGCUUUGAUGCAGUUAAAAUUUAUCUCUCUACUUGCAAACCGGUUAUCUGGUGAGAUCCCGAAGGAGCUAGGAAAUAUGGGAAGUCUCACUACCCUGAGUCUCGAGGCCAACCAAUUUACAGGCCGAAUUCCCGAUGAGCUAGGGAAAUUAGUCAACUUGGAGACUUUGAUGCUGUCCUCGAAUAAGUUAAGUGGAUCACUGCCUCACUCACUUGCUGGCCUGAUAAAUUUAAAGGAUUUUCGGAUUAAUGAUAAUAGCUUUGAUGGAGUCAUACCCGUUUAUAUAAAAAAUUGGAAGAAGCUUAAUAGAUUGGAAAUGCACGCAAGUGGACUUAUGGGGCCUAUUCCAUCUGCAUUAUCCUCCUUAGAUGGACUAACUGAAUUGAGAAUAAGUGAUAUCCACGGGUCUAGUCAGAAAUUUCCAGAUCUGAGCAAUAUGACUGGCCUAGAAAGACUUGUGCUGAGGAACUGCAACUUAGCUGGAGAGAUUCCAGCAUACCUUUGGAAGAUGAAUAAGUUGAAAAUGCUUGAUGUUAGCUUUAACAAGUUAGUGGGAGAAAUUCCAGAUGACACAAGUGCGAAGGACCUGAAGUAUAUAUUUUUGACGGGCAACAUGCUUAGUGGAAACAUUCAUUCUUCUUUGUUGCAGGAUGGAAGGAACAUUGAUCUGUCUUACAAUAAAUUCACAUGGCAAGAUCCUGGGCAGCCCACUUGUGGUGAAAAUAUGAAAUUUAACAUAAACUUAUACCGAAGCUCUGCUACUGGUGCUAACUUAAAGGGAGUGCUUCCUUGCUCAAAGAGCAUUGAAUGCCCACGAUAUGUCUGUUCUUUACAUGUUAAUUGUGGUGGAGAUGAUUUUAUAGCCGAAGAUGACAACAGAAUGGUUACAUAUGAAGGAGAUGGAGGUGUUCAAGGCGGAAUAGUCACAUAUUUCAGGAACAAGGAAAAUUACUGGGGAUUUAGUUCCACUGGUGAUUUCAUGGAUGAUGCUGAUUUGUUAAGUAUACGGCAUAUUACGAAGCGGCCUAGAAGUAAUUUAUCUGAUUUAUACACGACUGCACGUAUUUCCCCAAUUACCCUUACGUAUUUCGCCUACUGCCUGAAGAAUGGUAAUUAUUCUGUUAAAUUGCACUUCGCUGAGAUUGAGUUCACAAACGACAGAACGUACAACAGUCUUGGGAGGCGUGUUUUUGAUAUUUACAUCCAGAACAAAUUAGUUCACAAGGAUUUCAAUAUUGAAGAUGAGGCUCAUGGAGCUCAGAAGCCAGCAGUCAAAUUUUUUAACACAAGUGUUUCAAAUAAUGUUUUGGAGAUUCGAUUUAACUGGGCUGGUAGAGGGACAACAAGAAUUCCUACCAGAGGAGUUUAUGGGCCUCUCAUUUCAGCUAUAUCUGUCAAUCCUGUUUCUGGACACUGCUCGAGUGACAGGAAGCACAAAAGAAUUAUUUACAUCUCUGUUGGAGUCUUCUCGUUUAUCUUGGUCAUUUUGGCUUUGCUUCUUCUCUGGUGGAAAGGCUGCCUAAGAGUCGGGAAAAGGAAUAAACAAUAUCUUGGGGGACUGCAAUUACAAGUUGGUGGGUAUACAUUGGAACAAAUCAAAACUGCGACAAAUAAUUUCAAUCCUUCGAACAAAAUAGGCGAAGGUGGUUUUGGACCUGUUUAUAAGGGUUUAUUGCCAAAUGGAAUUCGUAUUGCGGUGAAGCAGCUUUCUUCUAAAUCAAAGCAAGGAAAUCACGAGUUUCUGAAUGAGAUUGGCAUGAUUACUUGUUUGCAGCACCCAAAUCUUGUUAGGUUACUCGGAUUUUGUGCCGAAGGGGAUCAGUUAUUGUUGGUAUAUGAAUACAUGGAAAACAAUUGUCUUGCCCGUGCUUUGUUUGGCCGUGAUCAAAAUCAGAUCUUCCUGGACUGGAAAAUGAGAGUUAACAUAUGUAUCGGAAUUGCUAGAGGUAUAGAGUUUCUUCAUGAGUACUCGACUCUCAAGAUUGUACAUAGGGAUAUUAAAGCUACAAAUGUUCUUCUUGACGGAGAGCUGAAUCCAAAAAUUUCCGACUUUGGAUUGGCUAAGCUUGGUGAAAAUGAUAAAACCCAUAUCAGCACACGCGUGGCAGGAACAAUAGGAUAUAUGGCUCCAGAAUAUGCAUUAUGGGGUCACCUAAGCUACAAGGUUGAUGUCUAUAGUUUCGGAAUUGUGAUUUUGGAAAUCGUCAGCGGAAGGAGCAAUAGCAGUUAUGUGCCAAAUGAUGACUUCUUUUGUCUUCUAGAUUGGGCAUGUCACUUAAGACAGAGUUGUAACUAUGUGGAACUAGUUGACCAAAGGUUAGGGUGUAAUUACGACAUCGAAGAAGCAGAGAAAAUGGUGAAUGUUGCUCUUCUUUGCACUAAUGCUGCCGCCUCAGAAAGGCCUAUCAUGUCCGAGGUAGUGAGCAUGCUCGAAGGCAGAAUGGAGAUACCAGAUCGAGUUCCCGAUUUUCAAGAUUACACUAACGACCUUAGAUUUAAAAGCGUAAGAGGUAUCCAUUACACCGGUGCAUCAAAAUAGCCCUUGCAGUUGCAGAAGUUCAUGACUCUAUUUUUCUUUGGCUUGUGUUUUCAACUAUUACUCGGUUCUAAACUCAGUUAUUAGUUAUCAGUUAUCAGUUGUAUACUUGUAUUAUAGUUCUACACUAUAUGUAUAUAACACUAAUAGAUAAUUGUUUUCUAAAACUCAGUGCGAAGCACGGUUUUAGGUUGUAUUCAUAAUAACAAUUUUAUUUUGUUUUUCAAUUAAAUUUUUAUCGGUACAUUAAUACCAAAACUUUAUUUGUUAAUAUAGGAUUUGAUUUAUGAAUCAAAACAAUUGAGAGUAGGAUAUUGUUGCUAACAAAGAUAUUACUACAUCUGUUUGUUUUUGUUUGUGAUCCACCCUCAUGGCCCACAAUUUAAUGAGAAGUAUAGAUACUUUAAAUGCAUGUUUUAGCUAACAAAAAUUAAAUUACUAAUGAAAUAGAAUCAUUUUGAUUUGUAAAUUACCAUAAAAUGAAAAA